GCUAUUGGCCCCGAAGAAGAAAAAAAGGCAUUCUCAGGAAGAUCAUAGUUUUAUGUUCGAACAAGUUGUGUCGUGUCAUUUCGAAAACUCGCGUUUAACAUAAACACAAAGGGAGCGUCGGCUUUUGUUAUUGUCGUGUUGGGACUGGUUUAGCUCUGCCGCUGAUUAGCUCAUCGUCUAAAUUAGCUAAUAGGGUGCUAAGUGCUGUGUGUGUGUAAAUGUCGCGCCGCUCUAGCGUCAACUCUUGUAAAUGUUCGCUAAAGAUACACCCGCUAAUGGUUGAGUUCUCCGCAUAAGCAGGCGGGUGAACGCAGUCGGACAGCAAAUGGCUGAAAUGUCGUAAAAAUGACAGCGAGCCGUGUUGUGGCCUGCCACUCGACCACAGAUGUUACCUGCGUGCCCUGCUCUGUUAGCCACGUAAACUGCUUCUGAUCGGCGUUGACGUAGCAGCAGCGAACAACUCGCUCGCCUGUCAGUUGGGAGUGUGACGCUCUUUUACAAAUAAAGACAGAAGACCAAUACUUUCCUCAGGCGCUGACAAACACUAACGAACUGAGCGAGCCAGAAUGCGAUAGCUGGAAGCGGACGUGCGGCUCUUUGCAUUUAGCGGAGGAUGAAGCGAGUCUUCUGGCUAUUAACAGGAUUAAACAGAAGAAUGGUGAAAUUACUUUUUGCCAUCGCCUUGGUUGCCUACAUUGCUUCUGUAUGGGGAACAUAUACAAACAUGAGAUCAAUAAAAGAAAACGGAGAAAUGAUUGAUCAGAAGAUUGAUGAAGCUGUGGCUCCCCUCCGCGAGAAGAUUCGUGACUUGGAGCAGAGUUUUUCUCAAAAAUACCCACCUGUGAAAUUUCUGUCAGAGAAGGAUCGAAAGAGAAUUCUGAUUACUGGUGGUGCGGGUUUCGUAGGUUCCCACCUGACUGACAAGCUGAUGAUGGAUGGCCACGAAGUGACUGUGGUGGACAACUUUUUCACCGGGAGAAAAAGGAAUGUGGAGCACUGGCUUGGCCAUGAAAACUUUGAGCUCAUCAAUCACGAUGUAGUGGAGCCGCUCUACAUUGAGGUGGAUCAGAUCUACCACCUGGCCUCUCCAGCCUCUCCUCCCAAUUACAUGUAUAACCCAAUCAAAACCCUUAAGACCAACACCAUCGGUACUCUCAACAUGCUUGGCUUGGCCAAACGAGUGGGCGCCAGGCUCCUCUUGGCUUCUACCUCUGAAGUUUAUGGAGACCCUGAGGUACACCCCCAAAAUGAAGAGUAUUGGGGCCACGUAAACCCAAUCGGGCCUCGAGCCUGCUACGACGAAGGGAAACGUGUCGCCGAAACCAUGUGUUACUCCUACAUGAAGCAGGAAGGAGUGGAGGUGAGAGUGGCGAGAAUCUUCAACACGUUCGGCUCCCGAAUGCACAUGAACGAUGGGAGAGUUGUCAGUAACUUCAUCCUGCAGGCUCUCCAGGGAGAACCACUCACUGUUUAUGGCACUGGUUCCCAAACGAGAGCCUUCCAGUAUGUAAGUGACCUGGUCAACGGCCUGGUGUUGUUGAUGAACAGUAACAUCAGCAGUCCAGUCAAUCUGGGGAACCCAGAGGAGCACACCAUACUGGAGUUCGCUCAGCUCAUCAAAAGUCUAGUUGUGAGCAAAAGUCAGAUCCAAUUCCUUCCCGAGGCCCAGGAUGACCCACAGAGGAGGAGGCCUGACAUCCGAAAAGCCAAGAUGAUGCUGGGCUGGGAACCAGUGGUGCCCCUGGAGGAGGGCCUAAAGAAAACGGUCCAGUAUUUCAGCAGGGAGCUGGGGCACCAGGCCAACAAUCAGUACAUCCCCAAACCCAAAGCGGCCCGCAUGAAGAAAGGCCGACCGAGACACAUUUGAGCAGGACCUAUUUUUCAUUUUUGAAGUGUGUACAGAGGUGCAUUCUCGGAUAUUUAUUGCGAUAAGACUUUGAUUGUUGCCUUGAUAAGGAGUUGCAAGUUGCACUGUGAGGCCUCUCGCCUGAGCUUUUUAGGUUGGACAAGCCAAUUAUUUAAAACACAGCCUACAGCAUCUUUGUUUUCCAUUUCUUUUGGUGUUUUUUUUGUUUGUUGUUGUUAAUUUGUGCUUAAGCCAUAUAAAACUGUUGACGCGCUUUAGUGCUUAUGUGUUUUUUUUGUUGUUUUUUUAAAAUAGAUUUAUCAAAGAAGAGUCAUUCUCGUUUGGUGGCGAAGAAAAGACUUAUUGUGACACCGUGCUUCACUGGGGGGGACAUCUCGUGUGAGGAUGUGCAUUAUUCAUAUCAGGUGAAGAUGGUUAUUUUCAUAAAAUAUUUAUUCAUUAACUCAUGGUGGUACAAGAACAUGUGGCACAACCUUGUUCUUUAAUGUCACUGACCUCUGAACUUUUUUUUUUUUUUUUUUUUUUAAUUUACACAGUCUUUAUAUAAGGCCUUUUCACUGGCUGCAUAUUCAUAUACGAAGUGCAUAAAGACAACAUUGCAGAAUGCAUGAGCGCCUUCAGAUUUUUGUCUCCACGUGAUUUAUCAUAGAUUGUGCCAUUUAGAAAUGCUGACCUUAUAUUGCUAUACUUACAGUAUAUACAACACGUUGGUUGUCUGAAGACCAAUUAAACAAAAAAAAUAUUUUUCAUCCUCAAUUCAUUUUGUUAAAAGCCACAGCUUUUUUUUCCCCCUACAAAAAAUAAGCAUGGUAAAGCAGAAUAAAAGUCAAGACUCCACUCAAUAACAAUAACAUGGAAAAUGAAAUUAAAUAACCAUUCUUAUCCCCCUUCAGAUUUUUUAUUUUUUUUGCCUUUCAGCCACUGGCCAGUACAGACGUUUUUUUUUGUGUGUGGCUUAUUUUGGAUAUCAGCAAUGCAUUAUAGGGGAAAUGGUGGGAGGAGAUCUUGAAAUUAUUUGAAAGUAAAAGACCCGACGGCAUAUUUUAUUUCCUUAUUUAAAGUGUUGCAGUUUAAGGCAUCUGUUGAUGAGGAAGUAAUCAGGUGAUCAUUUUUUUUGUAAAUAGUGCUAUUGCUUUUCCUUUUAGUUCCUUUUGGUGUGGCCAGUUUUAGGAGGUAAAUGUUUACAGUCUAUAGCAAAGAAAAACAACAAAAAGCAAAUUCUCCCCUUUUCAAUUCAGUGUUGCUUAUUCAAGUUACCAGUGAUUCAGAUGGGAAGUGAUGGGGAUUAAAAUCGAUUGUGAGGGGAAGAUUUUUUUAGUUUGGUUUUAACCCUUUCACUUUAGCUGGUCGUACUAUCUCUGCUGAAAAGGUAAUGUGAUGAAAAUCCUAAUUGAAUUGUUUUUGGUAUUUUUGAAUAAGUGGCAGAUUUCUGUACUUUUCCAAAUAAAAACCCACAGCUUCUGCUCAGAAUGUU
Phycodurus eques (leafy seadragon) is the source of this 3341-nucleotide messenger RNA. RefSeq names its product UDP-glucuronate decarboxylase 1 (gene uxs1). The transcript is spliced from 15 exons. The record is from RefSeq and is a predicted model, not a curated record. Gene Ontology annotation, cellular component: cytoplasm. The coding region runs from base 614 to 1867 and encodes 417 amino acids. Gene Ontology annotation, biological process: D-xylose metabolic process. Lineage: Eukaryota; Metazoa; Chordata; Actinopteri; Syngnathiformes; Syngnathidae. Gene Ontology annotation, molecular function: UDP-glucuronate decarboxylase activity; NAD+ binding.